This is a messenger RNA of Lycium ferocissimum, 781 nucleotides long. RefSeq names its product early nodulin-like protein 14. The record is from RefSeq and is a predicted model, not a curated record. Lineage: Eukaryota; Viridiplantae; Streptophyta; Magnoliopsida; Solanales; Solanaceae. The transcript is spliced from 2 exons. Gene Ontology annotation, cellular component: plasma membrane. Bases 221 to 628 code for a protein of 135 amino acids. Gene Ontology annotation, molecular function: electron transfer activity.
AGCUGCAUGGAAGAAUAACUUGGAUUAAUGCAAAGUUAAUUUGUUAUAAAUACAGUUGUGUAACAUUCAACAUUUAUAACACCUUUAUAAUAACGGAACUUGUGUGAGAUUAAUAGUAGAACAUUUAUAAAAGGUUUUAGUUCAGUACUUCAGUUGCACUAAUUGUUGUAACUUGCAAUAUAUCUUCGAAUAAGAUUAAGAAAAACAAGAGUAACACAAUAUGCAGGUUACUAUAGCUUUGCUACUUUUUGCUGUAGUUGGGACUUUGAUGAAAUCAGUAAAUUCAGAGAGAUACAUUGUUGGAGAAGGCUAUGGUUGGCGUUCUGCCCCUUACCCUACUUACUACGAAGAUUGGGCUAAAACUGUCAAGCUAAAACCUGGAGAUGAAUUAGAGUUUAGAUUCCAAAAGCCUGACGAAGUGCUGGAGAUUGGGAAAUACGACUAUUAUGCAUGCAAUUCCAAUACUCCUUCCAGGCAUUAUAAAGAUAGUCCAGCAAUAGUAUUCUUAUUGGUACCUGGAGAUUAUUACUUCACAUCCAGCAACAAUAACAACUGCAUCAAUGGCCAGAAGCUCUAUGUAUAUGUACCAGCUCCAGAAGAUGAUGGUAAGAUUAACAACAAGGGUUAGAUGGAAGGUGGAAUGUUAGAGGAUCACUAGAUUAGCAUAUUUCCUUUAGACAAAUAACCAAGAGGCAAAUCUAGAAUUCUAGAUCCAGUGAGUUCAGAAUGGAUGUGAUCUUACUAUAUGCAUGCAUUUUUUUCCUUUUUUUUUUUUUUUUUU